This is a messenger RNA of Gastrolobium bilobum, 1344 nucleotides long. Its product is annotated as aluminum-activated malate transporter 14-like. Gene Ontology annotation, biological process: malate transport. Bases 1 to 1344 code for a protein of 447 amino acids. Lineage: Eukaryota; Viridiplantae; Streptophyta; Magnoliopsida; Fabales; Fabaceae. Gene Ontology annotation, cellular component: plant-type vacuole membrane. The record is from RefSeq and is a predicted model, not a curated record. The transcript has 6 exons.
AUGGAAUCAAUAGAAAUAGUAUCCAUAACGAAUGAAGAAGAAAAUAUUGCUCAUACGAUGGACAAAAAAAAACUCCUAUCACCCAUUGCAAUUGAUUCCUAUCUUUGGAAAAAUAAAUUCCACUGCUCUCUUUUCUCCAUUGCUUCCAAUUUCUGGGACAAGCAUAUGAAUGGUAACUUUAGGAAUAUAAUCCACAGUAUCAAAGUGGGAAUCGCCUUGGUUUUGGUUUCACUACUAUUCAUCUUGAAACCUCUGUAUGACCGAGUUGGGGACAAUGCAAUGUGGGCUAUCAUAACUGUUGUCGUAGUCUUUGAAUUCUAUGCAGGAGCAUCACUAGGAAAGGGCUUCAAUCGUGGAAUGGCAACUCUUUUAGGAGGAGGAUUGGGUUUCUUAACAGCAAUUUUAGCCCUACGCAUUGGAGGGGUUGCCGACUUGAUUAUGCUUGGUGCUUCAGUAUUUAUCUCUGGAUCAGUUGCUACAUAUUUACGAACGGUUCCAAGCAUCAAGAAGAGAUACGAUUACGGAUUUAUGAUAUUCAUAAUGACUUUCAAUCUAGUUGUGAUGUAUGGCAUAAGUGAUGGUUCUAAAGACAGUGUCUGGAAAGCAGCCCGUGAACGUCUCUCCACAAUUCUAAUGGGUUUGCUUGUUUGUAUUUGUGUGAGCUUGUUCGUCUUUCCCAUGUGGGCCAGCGAUGAGCUUCAUCAUUCUACAGUUUCACGAUUCCGAGGCCUUGCCAAUACAAUUCAAGAUAUCAUAGAAGAAUGUACCAAAUUGGCUGGUGAAAAGGAAAACCAACCCCGAGCUAACAACAAUAUUUGCAAGUCGUUGUUGAACUCCAAGUCCAAGGAUGAAUUGAUGGCAAAUUUUGCAAAAUGGGAACCUUGGCAUGGAAAAUUCGGAUUUUCCUACCCAUGGGAAAAGUACCUAAACAUUGGAGAGGCUCUUCGAGAAUUGGCUGCAUUUAUUGUUGCAGUGGAACUUUGCCUUCGAGGCUCAGAACAAUCCAUGGCAUCUCUGAGGCAGUCAAAAUCAGUCCAUUUAGAACCAUGUGAAGCAAUUGGGUCAUGGAUUGUAUGGACCCUGCGAGAACUAGGUGACAGUAUGAAGCAAAUGAGAAAAUGCGAAACAGAGGGCAGCAUGUUGGCCAAGUUGAAAGCAGCAAAAGCAGAGCUAAACUUGGUAAUUUCCACAUCCAAGGUUGCAACACCUGAGAAUGGCGAAGUGCUAACAAUUGCAAACUUCGGGUCAUUGCUUAUGGAAAUGGUGGAAAAAGUGGAGACAUCGGUGAAAGAGGUGGAGGAACUUGGAGAUUUAGCUGGUUUUAGUACCCACGGCCAGAGUUAA